UGCAGGCAGGCAGCAGAUCAGCUUCCCGCUGCCUUGCCACACAAACGCCAUCUUUAACUGACUGACAAACUACUGAAGCAGCGUUGUGGGACGAAUCUGGGUCAAGGGUUCGAAGACGAAACCGCAUCUGGAAAUCUCAACUCUUCGCAUUGUCGCUGAUAUUGACCGAUCUCUCGACCAACAGUGACGUUUUAUGGGCCAAUGUGUUUGAGCGGUCGGGCAGCCCUAACGCAGUUUUGUUGUGUCGGUCCUGGUUGAUGCUGACUGGAAGCUUUUUUAUAACAAGCAGCUGACUGUGGUCAAAUCAGAAUGAAACGAGGUUUCCAGGGAGCUAAGAAGGAGGAUGGGGGCGGCACCAGUGGGGGGUCUCUCAAACGGUCUCGGAAACAGAGGAGGGACGCAGAACUUGACGAAGAGGAGGUCCACUGGAAAUGUCUGCCGCAGGAGGUCCUUCUCCAUAUCUUCCAGUACCUGCCUCUGCUGGACAGAGCUUAUGCUUCACAGGUUUGCCGGGGCUGGAAUCACGCUUUUCACAUGCCUGAGCUGUGGCGUUGCUUUGAAUUUGAGUUGAACCAGCCAGCUAGCUCCUACCUGAAGGCCACACACCCUGACCUUGUUAAACAAAUCAUCAAAAGGCAUGCCAACCACUUGCAGUAUGUCAGCUUCAAGGUGGACAGCAGCAGAGAGUCAGCAGAAGCGGCAUGUGACAUCCUCUCUCAGCUUGUUAACUGUUCUCUGAAAACACUAGGUCUCAUCUCCACAGCGCGGCCAAGCUUCAUGGAGCUGCCUAAGUCUCACUUCAUCUCAGCAUUGACGGUGGUUUUCGUGAACUCCAAAUCGUUGUCCUCCCUGAAGAUUGAUGACACACCUGUAGACGACCCAUCCCUCAAAGUACUUGUGGCCAAUAACAGUGACACGCUGAAACUGCUCAAAAUGAGCAGUUGUCCUCACGUGUCACCUGCAGGCAUCCUGUUUGUGGCUGAUCAGUGCCACGGUCUAAGAGAAUUGGCUCUGAACUACCAUUUGCUGAGUGAUGAACUCCUCAUCGCACUCUCCUCGGAGAAGCAUGUUCACCUGGAGCACCUGCGCAUCGACGUGGUGAGUGAGAAUCCAGGCCAGCAGUUCCAUACAAUCAAGAAGAGCAGCUGGGAUGCCAUGGUGCGCCACUCCCCAAAAUUCAAUCUGGUCAUGUAUUUCUUCCUCUACGAGGAUGAGUUUGGCCCCUUCUUCCGCGAUGAGCUCCCUGUCACGCAUCUGUAUUUUGGCCGCUCGGUCAGCAAAGACGUGUUGGGCCGUGUUGGGCUCACCUGCCCUCGUCUGGUCGAGUUGGUCGUGUGUGCUAAUGGGUUGCGGCCGCUGGAUGAGGAGCUAAUCCGAAUAGCGCAGCGCUGCACACAGCUGUCAGCAAUCGGCUUGGGAGAGUGUGAAGUGUCUUGCACCGCCUUUGUGGAGUUUGUUAAGAUGUGUGGAGACAGACUGACCCAGUUAUCAAUCAUGGAGGAAGUGUUGGUUCCAGAUCACCGCUAUGGACUCGAUGAUAUCCACUGGGAGGUGUCAAAGCAUCUGGGCCGCGUCUGGUUCCCUGACAUGAUGCCUACCUGGUGAAGUCGUGCGAGAGUUGGAAGCUGGGUAGAGAUUUGUUUGAGUGUAAGUGCGUCCUUAUGUGUGUUGAUCACCCUUUAUUGUUUGCUUAUUAUUGAGGAAAUGAAAUGUACUAUAAUACAUUUUAAGACAUGGAAAAAAUGGCAUCUAUUUAGAUUUGGAUCUACAGUAAUCACGUGGGUUGCAAAAGAAAAUAUGUAAAAAAAAAUUCUAAUUCUCAUGUUGUUCUUUGUAUAUAUUUUACAUGCAUAUUUAUAUAUCAUUACUUUUGUUUUGACAAAACAAGGACUUUGUUCUAUAAGCAACUUACAUAUUUGUCAGGUGUAGUGUUCCCUCAGAAUUUUCCAUGGGAAUCAUCAAAUAUCUGGGAAUGAAGGGGACAUUGUGGGCGUUGUACCAUGUAUUUAUUGAGUAAUAAACCGUAAUCCUCUGAUAUAAUGGAAAACCCUUUAAAUUGAUUCACACACCGUUAUGCUUUUAAUUUGAGCUAUCUACAGGAAGUCAACCUUUGUCAUUAUAUGGAUUUACAGUGUGGAAUAAUGCUUAGCAAUUUUAAUGACAAUCUACAGAGCACAAUGAGAAAUUUGUCGUGGAUAACCUCAAUAAAGUAACAUAUUUGUUGAUCAGGUGAGGAUUUACAAAUUUUUUUUAGGGUGAACGGGCCAGAUUGGGUGGUCAAAUAGGUGAUGAGGCCACAGACAGAACAGUAUUGAUGGCAGUAUGUAACAGUUUAUUUUUACAGUAUUAUUUGAGGUCUGCACAUGCACUGCCAACAAAAGAUCACAAGACUCUUUAGCUCUUGAGUUUAACUUCAUAUCAUCCAUCCAUGCAUUUUCUACCGCUUAUCCAAGGUCGGGUCAUGGGGGCAGUAGCUUUAGCAGGGAUGCCCAGACUUCUCUCUCCCCAGCCAUUUCAUCCAGCUCUUCCGGGGGGAUCCCGAGGCGUUCCCAAGCCAGCCGAAGGAUGUAGUCUCUCCAGCGUGUCCUGGGUCGUCCCCGGGGUCUUCUCCCGGUGCCUCACCAGGGAGGCGUCCGAAUCAGAUGCCCCAGCCACCUCAUAUAACUUCGUAUCCAAUGUUUGAAAGUUUUCAUUAUCUGGGUUUCGUCUAUUGAUGAGCUAUGGGUUUAUACAUUAUAAAUCUCAAACAUAAAACUAAAGGUCAUUUGAAAGGGCAUCCUGAAUGUAUUUGAUAGCUUACAUAUUUGGCAGUGCAUGUAUUCCACACGAUCUACUCUUGUAGCUGUGAAUUGAUGAUGUUAUUUUACUGAGCUCCUGGAUAUUUGAAGUGUACAGUAACAGUCCUCAAUAUGUACUCGUUUUUACAAUAGUUUUAAGACAAUGCACACAGUUUAUACAGGCUUCUCUAAGAAUACUAUAUAUACUGCGUCAUCCCAUCAUCUCAGGUUGAAACUGAACUUGCCUACAUCUGUUUUGUCCAACUCAAAAGUCAUGGUCGUUUUUUUUUUUUUUCUUUUCCACUCCCAAUGUUUGAAUGGGGUCACUGUUAAUAUGUAAUGUGAAUUAAAAAGUGGAAAUCUUCUAGAAUAAAUGCUUAACUAACAAGUGAGACAUUUUCAUGUUUCACUAUAUUUCUUUGCAGUCAAGUAGGAACAUAACUGGAAUAAGUCUUAAAAUACACAUGGCAUGUCUUGUCUCUGGACUUGAAGGACAUCACACUUGGAGUGUUCAAUAAAUGAUUCCCUUUAA
This is a messenger RNA of Phycodurus eques (leafy seadragon), 3309 nucleotides long. Its product is annotated as F-box/LRR-repeat protein 3-like. Gene Ontology annotation, molecular function: protein binding. The transcript has 6 exons. The record is from RefSeq and is a predicted model, not a curated record. Gene Ontology annotation, cellular component: cytosol; SCF ubiquitin ligase complex; nucleus. Gene Ontology annotation, biological process: SCF-dependent proteasomal ubiquitin-dependent protein catabolic process; entrainment of circadian clock by photoperiod; regulation of cell cycle. Lineage: Eukaryota; Metazoa; Chordata; Actinopteri; Syngnathiformes; Syngnathidae. Bases 310 to 1605 code for a protein of 431 amino acids.